GGGGAGCGAGAGGGGAGGGGCCGGGCCCCUUGUCUCCGCGGCUCCUCGGCUCAGUCCGCCCGGGAGGAGGAGGAGGAGGAGGAGGAGCGGGCAGCCGCGCCGCCGUCCCAGCCUCGCCCGCCCGCCGCCCGGCGCACCUGAGCUCCCGCGCCGCCCCCGGCCCCGCGUCCCCGCGCCCGGCCCGCGCGCAGCGCCGCCUCGGUGCCCGGCGGGGCUGGUCCCCCGGGCCGCCUCCCGCUCUCCCGCGGCUCGCGUGGCCGCGCCUUUGUGUGCGGCGGCCGCGGCUCCCGGGUCCCCGGACUCCGAUCGCGGCGCCCCUCCGGCCCGGAGUCCCGCGCGCCGCCCCGGACCACCCCGACCCGGCGCCCUCGACGGUGGAUCCCGCCGCGUAGAGGAGGCGGGCACCCGCCCGGCGAGCCCCAGCUUCGGUCCCGGCCCGGGCCCGGCUCCGGCAUGGAUCUGAGGUUCUACCCCGCGGCGGCUGGGGACCCCGCCGGCCUGGACUUCGCGCAGUGCCUGGGGUACUACGGCUACAGCAAGUUUGGGAAUAACAGUAACCACAUGACGAUGGCCGAGGCAAGCAACGCUUUCUUUGCGGCCAGUGAGACAUUCCACACACCAAGUCUUGGAGAUGAGGAGUUUGAGAUCCCCCCAAUCACGCCUCCCCCAGAGUCGGACCCCGCCCUGGGCAUCCCUGAUGUGCUCCUGCCCUUUCAAGGCCUCAGCGACGCCUUGCCCUCCCAGGGCAGCGAAUUCACACCCCAGUUCCCCCCUCAGAGCCUGGAUCUUCCGUCCAUCACCAUCUCAAGAAAUCUCGUGGAACAAGACGGCGUGCUCCACAGCAGUGGGUCGCACAUGGACCAGAGCCACACCCAGGUGUCCCAGUACCGCCAGGAUCCAACCUUGAUCAUGAGGUCCAUCGUCCACAUGACGGAUGCCGCCCGCUCCGGGAUCAUGCCUCCCGCCCAACUCACCACCAUCAACCAGUCUCAGCUCAGUGCCCAGUUGGGGUUGAACUUGGGAGGAGCCAGUUUGCCCCACACGUCUCCUUCACCUCCAGCGAGCAAAUCGGCCACCCCCUCCCCUUCCAGCUCCAUCAAUGAAGAGGACGGGGAUGACUCCAGCCGGGCCGUCGGGGAGAAAAGAGCGGCUCCAGAUUCUGGCAAGAAGCCCAAGACUCCAAAGAAAAAGAAAAAGAAAGAUCCCAACGAGCCCCAGAAGCCAGUGUCCGCAUAUGCCCUGUUUUUCAGGGACACACAGGCUGCCAUUAAAGGCCAGAACCCCAACGCCACCUUUGGAGAGGUCUCAAAAAUCGUGGCAUCCAUGUGGGACAGCCUUGGAGAGGAACAAAAGCAGGUGUAUAAAAGGAAGACGGAAGCUGCCAAAAAGGAGUACCUGAAGGCCCUGGCCGCAUACAGGGCCAGCCUCGUGUCUAAGGCGGCCGCUGAGUCGGCGGAAGCCCAGACCAUCCGUUCUGUUCAGCAGACCCUGGCGUCCACCAAUCUGACAUCCUCCCUCCUCCUCAACCCUCCGCUGCCUCCGCACGGGGCGGUGUCGGCGGCGGCCGCGCCCCAGGCCCUGCAACAACAGUCGCUGCCCCGCUCCAUCGCUCCCAAGCCCUUACCCAUGAGACUGCCCAUGAACCAGAUCGUCACGUCGGUCACCAUCGCGGCCAGCAUGCCGUCGAACCUUGGGGCGCCGCUGAUCAGCUCCCUGGGCGCGGGCCUGGUGGGCUCGGCGUCCGCCACGCAGGUGAGCCCGUCUGUGCAGACCCCGCAGCAGCAGCAGCAGCUGCAGCAGAUGCACCAGCAGCUCCACCAGCAGAUGCAGCAGCAGCACUUCCAGCAGCACCUGCAGCAGCAGCUCAGCCAGCAGCAGCUCCAGCAGCAGCUCAGCCAACAGCAGCUCCAGCAGCAGCUCCAACAGCAGCUCCAGCUGCAGCAGCUGCAACACAUGCAGCACCCGUCGCAGCCCUCGCCGCGCCAGCACUCGCCCGGCAGCGCCCCGCAGAUGACCUCCCCCGUGCCCGCCAUCGGGAGCCCCCAGCCGGCCUCCCAGCCGCAGCACCAGUCGCAGAUACAGUCCCAGACACAGACUCCAGUGCUCCCGCAGGCUGUACCUACGAUAUGUGAAUCAAACCGUUUCAUGAAUCCUGGAACCUACCAAGGACAACACAGGGGCCUCUCUGAGUCACAGGACAUGGCCUUAUGUCUCCAUUUAAGUGACUGGACCGUACUUCCAGGUGACGGGAACUCAUGAAACCCCCCCCCCAAAAAAAUUAAAAGCACAGUUGUAACUACCUGAAUAGGAAGAUAUUCCCGUGUCAUACAAACAUUGGUAUGACAUGAAUCGUCGAUGGCAUUUUUUUUUGUCAUAAAAAAAUAAUAAUAAUGUAAAUCACAGACUUUUGCCAAAGGUCUUAUUUUUUUUUUCCUAAAUAUCUCCAGAAAAAGAAAAAAAAGCAAGUGAUGAGAUUCAAGUAUUGACUCGUUUCCACUUUUUACCCACGACUUCUCCAAAUCGAACAAUAUCUAUGACCACUGUUAGCCCAUUGUAUCCAUUCCAAUUAGAGGGAAAGAAUGUGAAUAUUAUAUUCUGUGUUUUGAGUGACAAGUUUCGAAAAAUAAAAACACUGUAUUUUUAAAAGGGAAAUGAACUUAAAUGAAAGCAGUUAUUACAAAAGUUAAGAUUUAAAAAAAAAAAAAAGCGAGAGUUUUUAUUAUGAUGUAAUACCGGUAGAAUAUUUAACAGGCCCACCACAGCUGAAUAAUCAGUGUAAAUAUUUUCUUUCCAAGUUGUACGUUUUCCUAUCAUGUGUUGUAAAGUUUUCAUAAAUGAGGCUUUAACGUAAACACUGGUGACACAAACCAUUCAUUGCUACGUUGCUUAUUGUGUUUUUACGCUGUUUUAUACUUUUUUAUGAGUUACGAUAGCAGCAAUUGAGUUGUUUGUAUUUUGCUUAACUAAAACAACAAAAAAAAAUGCUUUUAUCUUGCUAUAGAAUAAACACAUUUCAGUAAAGACCGUGGGCUGUAUUUUGAUGCAACAACCCGGAAACUGUUCACUUUUCCAAUAAAAUGAUCUGUCACGUU
Molecule: messenger RNA, 3092 nt
Organism: Myotis daubentonii (Daubenton's bat)
Lineage: Eukaryota; Metazoa; Chordata; Mammalia; Chiroptera; Vespertilionidae
Gene: TOX3
Product: TOX high mobility group box family member 3
Biological process (GO): regulation of transcription by RNA polymerase II
Cellular component (GO): nucleus
Molecular function (GO): chromatin DNA binding
Source: RefSeq, a predicted model, not a curated record